GCUUCGAAUCCACGAUCGAGCUAUACACUCGGACAGACCGACGGUCCUAUAGCUAUUUCCUACCUCAACACGCGGGAUCUCGUCCCUCUACUUAUCGCUAAUGCUAUCUGCUUCGAAACGCGGUGCGGGCUAUAUUCCAAUGUGUCUUUGGUGCACCCAAAGACGCUUGCGAUGUUGAACUUCGUCACAGAGCUGUGUCACAGGGAUUGGGCACGCCGGCCCGGUACCCGACGGCGCCUAAUCGCCAGCGAUCAACUUUUCCUGCACACCGCGAUGAGCGCACCACCACCCAGCGCCGUCCCCGACCCCGUUGACGUCAAAUCUACCUCCCCCACCCUAGAGGACCUUGACGACUUCCGCCUAUCCUGCCGCUACGGCGACCUCGACGACGUUACCACCUUCCUCGCGCGCUUCCCCACCGCCGCGCGCGCCGCCGACGACGCGGGCAACACUGCCGCGCACAUGGCCGCCGCGAACGGGCACGUAGAGGUCUUGAACGUGCUGAUUGCUGCAGGGGCGGAUCCUGCGGCUGCGAACGCGGCGGGGGCGACGCCGAUGCAUUGGGCGGCGCUGAAUGCGCAACUGGGCGCGGUGGAGGCGCUGUUUAAGGCCGGGGGCGCGAGGUUGAUUGAUGUGAGGGAUGGGUCGGGGCGAUCACCUUUGGGUGUUGCUGAGCAGAGCGGAUGGGACGAGGGGGCAAGGUGGAUGGUCGAGCGGAUGGAUAUCUCGGAUGCGGCGGCGGAAGAGGGGGAGGCGGAGGAAGAUGAGACGGUCAGUGGGCGGGACAUCGACGUGGAGAUACAGGAUGCGGAGGGCGGCGUUGCGCGUAUGGCGACUGGGUCGGGGGCGGGCAAGAAGGAGUCGCCGAUCGACGAGCCGGCCGCGACAGCUGCCUGAGGACGUAGAUCAAAAGUUGCGCCAUGGUGCAGAGGCACCGCGGCCAACAAGGCCAUAGAGACCGCAUCAUUGUAUUUCAUGACCAUUGCUCGCACUGUAUCCUUAUUUCCAUCUCUUCCAUGAUGCAUCGUCCUACUGAUUCCUGCCUCGACUGCGACUACCAUGAACAUAUCGCGCAUCAGUCCACCUUGAAAUUCGAGAGCCAGCCUUGUUAUAUUCAUCUCGACUAUGGAACGCACGUCAAGAUCCUCGACCCUUCGCUGUCGUCCCAGGGAACGGAUGCCAGUGGUGUAUCGACCCUCCUCGACGCACGGAUCUCCCUAAAGCACUAGCGACCGCUUCCCAAAACGCC
Molecule: messenger RNA, 1249 nt
Organism: Schizophyllum commune H4-8
Lineage: Eukaryota; Fungi; Basidiomycota; Agaricomycetes; Agaricales; Schizophyllaceae
Product: ankyrin
Exons: 3
Coding region: 274-897 (207 amino acids)
Molecular function (GO): protein binding
Source: RefSeq, a predicted model, not a curated record